ACGCUGCGUGGGUGGCUGAGUCGGCGCUUUAUAUCCGGCUUCCUUUUGUGGCCCUCGGUCGGCGUACUGGCCGCUCUGACUCGUUCGCCGUUGGCUGGGCGGCCUCUUGGGGUCCACAUGAACCAGUGGCAUCAUGGCCGCUGUGGCUGGGGUCGGGGACGGGACUUUGCUGGACGUCCCUCAUCCAAGCAAAAAGGCAAGAACAACAUCCCGGAAAGGUGGACAGACUAUCUCCCAGUGGGACAGCGGAUGCCUGGAACUCGUUUCAUUGCUUUCAAAGUUCCUUUACAAAAGAAAUUUGAGAAGAAACUUGAUCCAGAAGAAUACUUUUCUCCUCUGGAUCUUUUUACCAAAAUCCAAGAGCAAAAUGAAGAGCUUGGACUGAUAAUUGAUUUAACAUAUACUCAGCGCUAUUAUAAACCAGAGGAAUUUCCAGAAACUAUUUCUUAUAUAAAAAUUUUUACAGUUGGGCAUCAGAUACCUGAUGAUGACACUAUUUUAAAAUUCAAAUGUGCAGUUAAUGAUUUUUUAAGAGAAAAUAAAGACAAUGACAAACUUAUUGGUGUCCACUGUACCCAUGGUUUAAAUAGGACUGGUUACCUCAUCUGUAGAUAUUUGAUUGAUGUAGAAGGCAUGAGGCCAGAUGAUGCAAUUGAAUUAUUCAAUAGGUGCCGGGGGCAUUGCAUAGAAAGACAAAACUACAUUAAAGACCUUCAGAAUCGUCAUGUUAGAAAGAAUUGGUAUUCUGGGAUGCCUAGGCCAGGUUUUGAAGACUCAGCUCAUCUCAUGGAACGAGUCCACUCCACUAAAAGGCCUGUUAACCAAGGACCUAGGAACAACCGGGCCUGUGGUAAUCCACCACCUUCCCGGCGUUUUCACACCCAGACCCAAAAUGGGCAGCAGUCAUUCAGAAAAUGUUCACAAAACCAGAGUGCUUACCACAGAGGCCACAUCCCUCCUCCUGGUCCUGCUGGAGAAGACUACUCCCAAAGAAGAUACUUAUGGAACGUGAAGCCAAGUAGUAGUCAAGCUGCCCAGAAUAAGAAGUUGUAUCCAGGCAAUUACCAGAGAUUCUCCUAUCCCACCUACUGGGGAUGGACCAAAUGAUGCACACCUGUCCUGGCAGGCUACUGAGAUCACAGCUGGACUGAAGAUAAUUGGAUGACUUAAUAAAAUAGAGCCAAGGAGGUC
Messenger RNA from Jaculus jaculus (lesser Egyptian jerboa), 1191 nucleotides. RefSeq names its product dual specificity phosphatase 11 (gene Dusp11). Bases 118 to 1107 code for a protein of 329 amino acids. The transcript has 9 exons. Gene Ontology annotation, molecular function: protein tyrosine/serine/threonine phosphatase activity; polynucleotide 5'-phosphatase activity. Gene Ontology annotation, biological process: protein dephosphorylation. NCBI's taxonomy places the organism in Eukaryota, Metazoa, Chordata, Mammalia, Rodentia, Dipodidae. The record is from RefSeq and is a predicted model, not a curated record.